UACUCACUGUAGCUGGUGGAUGUUACUGUGUUGUAUUCUUGUUGUCAUUUUCAGAAAGAGGAGCUCCUGCUGCUUUGAAAGUCUGGACUCUGAAUAAGCACAGCCGACAUGGAGAACAGCAAGGUGACCAAGCAGCCAGUGAAGGAGGUGCUCCCCCUGCCUCGCCACCCUUCCCCACUUCCUGUGACCUCUUCCUAUCUGACCCCUGCUGCCACUUCAAAGAAACACACCACAGGCUCCAUGCAGCAUGUGCAGGUGGCGUCCUCAGUGGUGACGUCGUUCAGUCAUCUGAAGCCUCCGGAGAGGGAUCUUACCCUGAUGUCCCACAUGAAGUCUAUUAAGUCUCUGAAGCACGCUGGCUUCACUGCGGUCUUCACUGGACAAACGUUGGUUGAAAAAUCUGAGGAGCUGCUGGAGGAUGUGCCGAUCGUCGACGUGAUCCUGGCUGACAUCGACUCCCUGGUGCCCACUCACGAUGAAGCUGGCCGCCCCAUAGCAGAGUGGAAACGACAGGUGAUGGUGCGACAGCUACAGGUCAGGCUGCAGGAUGAGGAGGAACAGAGGAGACAGGACAUGACUAAUGGCCAUACACCAGUGGAUGGCUGGAAGUUCUCCCAAGCCCACAACGCAGUCUUGGGACCCUUUGGUGAGCUCUUAACAGAGGAUGAUCUGGUGUACCUGCAGCAGCAGAUUGAGACUGUUUCACUGCAGAAGCGCUGCCAGGUGUACGAGCUGGAGCUGACCAGGCUGACCGAGGAGCUGAGGGCCAUUUUACCCAAUCCCAUCAUAAACAUCUCCCUGAACAAAGAGGUCUUACAGAAGAUGGAUGCAGAGGGGAAAAUACACCCGACUUUGCCCGUGUGGUGCAGUCGAGUCACAGAGAUCGUUAAGAGUAUGUCCCUGCUCGUGGCUAAUCUGACACAAACCACAGAAGGAGGGGAGGGGAAGAUUACCUUGAAUGGAUGUAGGAUUCCUCACAUAGGGAUGGCGUCUGCUUUCAGCCACCGUCUGGAGACCAACAGCUACAGCAGAGCCCGGAGGGAGAGGGUGGAGAGGGAGAUCCAGCAGUCGGGGGUGUCGGUCAGAGACCUCAGAUCCAAUUUUGAAGGUCAGAUUGGUGGCAUUUACCCCUUCGCUGGGGUUGUGAAAGGUGGGUUGAACAGCCAGGUGGUGUUUGGAGGUUCAGGAGUAAACAACCAGAACAAAGGCCUCAGCAGCGAGUUGAGCCAUUGUGGUCCUCCUAAAAAACUGAUACCUGUGAUUGAGACUACCAGCUUAAGGAAAGAGCGUAUUGUGGUGCUGUUCCUGAGCCACUGGAAGAAAUCUGCAUACGCUAUUUCAGUGAGAGCAGCGAGGCAGAGACAGGGACAGGAAUCGCUGUCAGGCAGACUGACAGGAGCGUCGCCCCAACAGAAAAUCCCUGCCAUGUUUCAGUUCUGCCAACAAAGAGGCGCUGUGGACAAGAUGCUAAACUCUUGGAGGAGUAAACUAGAACUCAAAGAUGCACAACAGUCCUCUUUGUCCUUUGCACAAUUUCCGCCACCUCGAGUAACUUUCUCCCCGGAGCAGUUCCUGCCAGACGUGGACGGUGUUGCGGUGACCCACGACAGCUUGACCCUCGACCUCUUCAUGCUGGGAUACUUCCACAUUUUAGAGCAGGAGCUGUCGCCCGAGGAGAGGAAGAUGAGGCACCUGCUCUGCUUCGAAGUCUUUGACCACGUUGGCAGUUUCUCCUGGGAGAUGGUGAGGGAAUUCCACAAGGCUGUUCUCCAGGAAAUUCAGGCUGGAAGUCGACAGUGGAGCGACGGCUUCGAGGACAUUAAAGUUCGCUUCUUUGGGGACUCGAGACCAUGCCGCUGUCCCUCACCCUCUUCACUGUUGUCAGAUUCCAGACUCGUACCACAAGUUAUAGUUCAAACUGCAACUCCAGAUGAGUGCGGCGGUGACACAAACUUCUCUUGUUUCAACAACGAAGACAUUUGUAAAUAUAUUGACCGCAGCUUUGCUUUCUGGAAGGAGAAGGAGGCGGAGCUGUUUGAUUUUGAACAUUAACAUUAAGGAUGAAUUUGACAAUUUUUGCACAAAAUGAUAACAUGUUAGUGUGUUUACUUUGGUUAACUGACGGGAGCUGAAUAAAACUCUAUUGAGAAUGCAUUAUUGAUGCAUUAUUAUUGAAAAUGUUAUUGAUAAUUAGUUGUUUACAUCCCAGUACAAGAAAAAACCUCCAAGUAAUGCAUUCAGUCUUCCUAUAUAUCC
Molecule: messenger RNA, 2256 nt
Organism: Centropristis striata (black sea bass)
Lineage: Eukaryota; Metazoa; Chordata; Actinopteri; Perciformes; Serranidae
Gene: espnlb
Product: espin like b
Exons: 7
Coding region: 109-2052 (647 amino acids)
Biological process (GO): actin filament bundle assembly
Cellular component (GO): cytoplasm
Molecular function (GO): actin filament binding
Source: RefSeq, a predicted model, not a curated record